AUGGGAAGCACUUCUCCACCUGCAUACUCUCCACCUCGCCGCUCGCCUGCUUACACCGCUGAGCCUGGUUCCAACGAGACACGCAUAGCUGUUACAUCGCGGAGAGCUCGCCGUUCGGCUCCAUCUCGUACUUUUACUUGGCGGAAUGACACUGUCACUCUGUCUAUUCUGGGGAAAGAGGAGGGUGUGGCAAGCCCGACCUACGGUAGGAGUGGGGUAGUCAGUGCCGAAAUCAGCAUAAACUCGGAUACAGCGUCUAUCAUGUCUGUCGCCGUUCAGAUACAAGGUGUCAUGAAACUAUCGAUUAUGGAUACAGCCUAUGCGGAAGUCCCCGUUUUUCUUCGCUCAUACACGCUUUGGAGCAAACACUCUCAAACGCCUUCGUCCGAAAUGUGCCCUGGAACACUGCUAUUCGAGGAUAUCCUCUCGCUGACCUACGAAGACGGCGGACAUACGUACGACCUUCCGCCUACUUAUAAAGUGCAGUUACCCGGCCCUACUGGCCUCGACGUCGAUUGCAGCUACAAUAUCACCGUCUGCGUCACGAAAUCGAGUGAUUCGAGACUCUGGCGGUCGCAUAUCCGUGACAAACUGGUGGCAGAAAUAGUCUAUCGUCCGCGAGCUAGAGCCUACCGACCGAUUCUAUCCUCACCCUUCCCGUUCUCCUCCACAAUCAAAGCGGUACCUGAAGAAUGGCGUCAGGUUCCUUCGAAAAUGGUUCCAUAUCCCAGUCAAUCACAUAUCGAAGCCAUCGAUUGUCUGCUUUUCAUCCCAGCCGUCCAGAUUUACUCCCUCAGCGAUAACAUCCCUGUCUACCUCCAACUCCGUGGCCGUGUAUCCUCCCUUCGCGCAUUCAUGCACACCGCACCUCCAACCUCCGCACUCUCUUCCCUCUUCCGCCAUUCAGUCACCCCUCAACCUCCCGAACAACCCACAGUCAGCGUCUUCCUCUCUCGCCAGGUCACGGUCUCCAUCCAAGGACAACGUGCCACGAGGCUGAUCAAGCUCGGCGAAGCCAACCUCUGCUCGAUUCCUCCGGACGUGAACUUGGCUAUGCAGGACCAUGAUGGAUUGGCAAAUCUGGAUUAUGAGGGGGAGGUUAGGUGUACGCAGGAUGAGACGGUCGGGAGUUUCUUCACGAGGCAGUUGCUUGUCAAGGACCAUAUUGUGGUGCACCUCGUCCCAUCCGGUACGGAGAGGUCCCCGUUGCAAGAGCAUAGGAAUUCGUAUCCUAUCAGGCUCGUCACGGAACCAUUUCAAGAGGAGCCUGACAUCGACACGUAG
Messenger RNA from Stereum hirsutum FP-91666 SS1, 1284 nucleotides. RefSeq lists its product as uncharacterized. The coding region runs from base 1 to 1284 and encodes 427 amino acids. Lineage: Eukaryota; Fungi; Basidiomycota; Agaricomycetes; Russulales; Stereaceae. The record is from RefSeq and is a predicted model, not a curated record. The transcript is spliced from 5 exons.